This is a messenger RNA of Lathyrus sativus (Indian pea), 1599 nucleotides long. Lineage: Eukaryota; Viridiplantae; Streptophyta; Magnoliopsida; Fabales; Fabaceae. The record is from the annotation of a GenBank genome assembly.
AUGGUAGGAGUAUACUAUUGGCAUUCGCCUCAGAAGAAGAUACUGAUGCGGCCAUUAACAUUAACAUCGAAUUGUUUAUCUCACUUUCACUCUCUCUCCGACCACCACCAACUCCUCCACCGACCCAUUUCCGAACUAAACUCCCUCAUCAACUCCUACGUUCGCCGAGCUCAACCCAUCUCCGCUUGGAACCUCUUUCGCUCUCUCCGUCGUUUACGUUCCGACAUCGAUGCUCACACAUUCACCCCUCUCUUACGUCCAUCUUCUCCAUCACUCGGUAAACAAUUCCACGCACAGAUGAUCAGAACAGGUGCAGACUCCGGAACUGUUCCAAAAACCGCACUCCUUGAUAUGUAUUCAAGGCACGGCUCAUUGGAUGACUCCCUUAAGGUGUUUGAUGAAAUGCUUCACAGGGAUGUUGUUGCUUGGAACGCUUUGCUUUCUUGUUUCUUGCGGUGCGGUCAACCUCGGGAAACCAUUGGUGUUCUAAGGGAAAUGAGGAGAGAGAAUGUUGAGCUUAGUGAGUUUACAUUGUGCUCUGUUUUGAAGUCUUGUGCUUCUUUGAAGGCUUUGGAACUUGGUAGACAGGUUCAUGGUUUGGUGGUUUCAAUGGGGCGUGAUUUGGUUGUUUUGAGUACUGCUCUUGUUGAUUUUUAUUCUAGUGUUGGGUGUGUUGAUCAUGCUUUGAAUGUUUUUUACAGUUUGAAUGGUUGGAAAGAUGAUAUGAUGCAUAAUUCGUUGGUUUCUGGGUGUAUUAGAAAUGGGAGAUAUGCCGAGGCGUUUAAAGUUAUGAGCUUGGUGAAGCCCAAUGUUGUUGCAUUCACUAGUGUUUUGGUCAGUUGCUCUGAGAAAUUGGAUUUGGUUACGGGGAAACAGGUGCAUUGUGUUGCGGUUCGUUGGGGUUUUACUUUUGAUACCCAAUUAUGUAAUGUACUGUUGGAUAUGUAUGCAAAAUGUGGGAAGAUUUCACUUGCCCGCUCAGUGUUUGAUGGAAUUCGUCGAAAGGAUGUGAUUUCAUGGACUUGUAUGAUUGAUGCGUAUGGAAGAAAUGGGUGUGGAGAUGAAGCUAUCAUGCUCUUUCAGAAUAUGAGGGAGGAUGGGAGUGAGGUGUUGCCGAAUUCUGUGACUUUUUUAUCUGUUUUAUCAGCUUGUGAUCAUUCUGGGAUGGUGGAGGAAGGAAAAAAAUGUUUCAAUGUGAUGAGGGAGAAAUAUGGCAUUGUACCAGAACCGGAACACUAUGCUUGCUUCAUAGAUGUUUUAGGCCGAGCCGGUAAUAUAGAAGAAGUAUGGUCUGCUUAUCAAAAUAUGAUUGAGCAGGGUACUAAACCUACUGCAGGAGUAUGGAUAGCAUUGUUGAAUGCUUGCAGUCUCAGUCAAGAUUUUGAAAGAGGCGAGUUUGCUGCAAAGCAUCUCUUGCUGUUGGAACCCGACAAAGCUAGCAAUAUUGUGCUUGUAUCAAACUUUUAUGCAGCCAUUGGUAGGUGGGAUUGUGUUGAUGAACUGAGAAGCAUAAUGAGGACAAAAGGGUUGGUCAAGGAAGCUGGGAAUAGCUGGAUCGGCGAGGGCUUCAAUGGACAUGCCAGGUCACUAUCUACUUGA